This is a messenger RNA of Argentina anserina (silverweed cinquefoil), 341 nucleotides long. RefSeq lists its product as uncharacterized. The record is from RefSeq and is a predicted model, not a curated record. Gene Ontology annotation, cellular component: mitochondrion. The transcript has 3 exons. Lineage: Eukaryota; Viridiplantae; Streptophyta; Magnoliopsida; Rosales; Rosaceae. The coding region runs from base 86 to 337 and encodes 83 amino acids.
UGAACUGUGAACUGUGAAGAACCACUAAAAGCUCCAGAACAGCCACCGCUAAAUCCCCUCGUCUCUUUGCCUGCAGGAGUCGAUUAUGGCUCUUCCCUUUGAUUUGCAGGAUUUCCUUCUCCGCGCUCGAGUCUUUAAGCUGUACAGGCAAGCCCUAAGGGUUACUCGAAGAGCCCCUGUCGAGGCUAGAGGUGAACUAAGAACGACGAUUAGACAAGAAAUGGAGAAUAGUCGAGACUGCAAUGACAGGCAGAAGAUUCGUUACUUACUUAGCGAAGGACGAGAGAGAUUAAAACAUCUAGAUGAGAUGCUUGACAUGCAAGGCCAUCCUGAGUAAGGAA